Cercocebus atys (sooty mangabey) is the source of this 6234-nucleotide messenger RNA. RefSeq names its product iduronate 2-sulfatase (gene IDS). Gene Ontology annotation, molecular function: iduronate-2-sulfatase activity. Lineage: Eukaryota; Metazoa; Chordata; Mammalia; Primates; Cercopithecidae. The transcript has 9 exons. The coding region runs from base 600 to 2252 and encodes 550 amino acids. The record is from RefSeq and is a predicted model, not a curated record.
UGGUAUACAUAUUUGCGAUACUUAAGAAUUAGUUGAAGAAAUGAAUAGGAAAGGGAGUCCUUUUAGAUGGAGCAAGGGACUUUCUCAAAAGUCCUCAUGGAAGGAGAAUGGCAUUGAGGCUGGAUUACAAGAAGUGUGUCUUUUAUAAAGAUAACAAGGAGGGGCAGGGCUUCCAGGUGAAAGGCAUAGCACAAGCAAAGGCAAAAUAGAUGGGUAACUGCUAGUUGUUAAGGGCAGUGGUUGAAUCGCAAUACCCCUAGCAGUUCUACACCUAGGGGCCUGCGGGCCGCUGGGUCUGCGAAGCUUGCAAAGCAGCUGGCCCGCCCCGGCUCUGCGCCUGUUUCUCGGCCACGCCUACUGCCGCAGGAUGACGCGCACCUCUAGAACCCGCCCCCAAAGGGAGGGACGCAGGGAAGAGUCGCACAGACGCACUCGCACCGUGGCCAGCGCCCGGGCCUCCGGGCCCGGGCGGCGGCUGUGUUGCGCAGUCUUCAUGGGUUCCCGACGAGGAGGCCUCAGUGGCUGCGGCGGCUGCUGCUAACUGCGCCACCUGCUGCAGCCUGUCACCGCCGCUCCGGAGCGGCCGCGUCGAAGCCGAAAUGCCGACGCCCGGGUCCGGCCGAGGCUUUCUCUGGCUGGGUCUGGUCCUGAGCUCCGUCUGCGUCGCUCUCGGAUGCGAGACGCAGGCCAACUCGACCACAGAUGCUCUGAACAUUCUUCUCAUCAUCGUGGAUGACCUGCGCCCCUCCCUGGGCUGUUAUGGGGAUAAGCUGGUGAGGUCCCCAAAUAUUGACCAAUUGGCAUCCCACAGCCUCCUCUUCCAGAAUGCCUUUGCGCAGCAAGCAGUGUGCGCCCCGAGCCGCGUUUCUUUCCUCACUGGCAGGAGACCUGACACCACCCGCCUGUACGACUUCAACUCCUACUGGAGGGUGCACGCUGGAAACUUCUCCACCAUCCCCCAGUACUUCAAGGAGAAUGGCUAUGUGACCAUGUCGGUGGGAAAAGUCUUUCACCCUGGGAUAACUUCUAACCAUACCGAUGAUUCUCCAUAUAGCUGGUCUUUUCCACCUUAUCAUCCUUCCUCUGAGAAGUAUGAAAACACUAAGACAUGUCGAGGGCCAGACGGAGAACUCCAUGCCAACCUGCUUUGCCCUGUGGAUGUGGUGGAUGUGCCCGAGGGCACCUUGCCUGACAAACAGAGCACUGAGCAAGCCAUACAGUUGUUGGAAAAGAUGAAAACGUCAGCCAGUCCUUUCUUCCUGGCCGUUGGGUAUCAUAAGCCACACAUCCCCUUCAGAUACCCCAAGGAAUUUCAGAAGUUGUAUCCCUUGGAGAACAUCACCUUGGCCCCCGAUUCCGAGGUCCCUGAUGGCCUACCCCCUGUGGCGUACAACCCCUGGAUGGACAUCAGGCAACGGGAAGAUGUCCAAGCCUUAAACAUCAGUGUGCCAUAUGGCCCAAUUCCUGUGGAGUUUCAGCGGAAAAUCCGCCAGAGCUACUUCGCCUCUGUGUCAUAUUUGGAUACACAGGUUGGCCGCCUCUUGAGUGCUUUGGACGAUCUUCAGCUGGCCAACAGCACCAUUGUUGCAUUUACCUCGGAUCAUGGGUGGGCUCUAGGUGAACAUGGAGAAUGGGCCAAAUACAGCAAUUUUGAUGUUGCUACCCAUGUUCCCCUGAUGUUCUAUGUUCCUGGAAGGACGGCUUCACUUCCGGAGGCAGGCGAGAAGCUUUUCCCUUACCUUGACCCUUUUGAUUCCGCCUCAGAGUUGAUGGAACCAGGCAGGCAAUCCAUGGACCUUGUGGAACUUGUGUCUCUUUUUCCCACGCUGGCUGGACUUGCAGGACUGCAGGUUCCACCUCGCUGCCCCGUUCCUUCAUUUCACGUUGAGCUGUGCAGAGAAGGCAAGAACCUUCUGAAGCAUUUUCGAUUCCGUGACUUGGAAGAGGAUCCAUACCUCCCUGGUAAUCCCCGUGAACUGAUCGCCUAUAGCCAGUAUCCCCGGCCUGCAGAUUUCCCUCAGUGGAAUUCUGACAAGCCGAGUUUAAAAGAUAUAAAGAUCAUGGGCUAUUCCAUACGCACCAUAGACUAUAGGUAUACUGUGUGGGUUGGCUUCAAUCCUGAUGAAUUUCUGGCUAACUUUUCUGACAUCCAUGCAGGGGAACUGUACUUUGUGGAUUCUGACCCAUUGCAGGAUCAUAAUAUGUAUAAUGAUUCCCAAGGUGGAGAUCUUUUCCAGUUGUUGAUGCCUUGAGUUUUGCCAACCAUGGAUGGCAAAUGUAAUGUGCUCCCUUCCAGCUGGUGAGAGGAGGAGUUAGAGCUGGUUGUUUUGUGAUUACCCAUAAUAUUGGAAGCAGCCUGAGGGCUAGUUAAUCCAAACAUGCAUCAACAAUUUGGCCUGAGAAUAUGUAAGAGCCAACCCUUUUCGUUUAGUCUUUAUUAAUUUAUAAUUGGUAAUUGGACCAGUUUUAAAAAAAUUUCCCUCUUUUUAAAACAGUUACAGCUUAUUUACUGAAUAAAUACAAAGCAAACAAACACAAAUUAUGUCAUACCUUCGGAUACGAAGACCAUACAUAAUAACCAAACAUAACAUUAUACACAAAGAAUACUUUCAUUAUUUGUGGAAUUUAGUGCAUUUUAAAAAGUAACCAUAUAUCAAACUAGGCACCACACUAAAUUCCUGAUUAUUUUGUUUAUAAUUUAAUAAUGUAUCUUAUGUAGCCCUAUAUAUUCAAAAUAUUAUGUUAACAUGUAAUCCAUGUUUCUUUUUCAAAUCUAAAGUUAAAAAAAAUACCAGAAACCGGUGUCUUAAAAUCUAUCUUUUAUUUUUGUUUUUAAGACCAUGGGAUUUCAAAAUCUCACGAUAAAAUAUGUAUGAAGUAAUUAAUGUAGACUUUUUACAUCAAAUAAUAAAUAAUGCUCAACAAACUAGAGAUAUGAGGUGUGUAGGAAAUUUGGUUAAACUUUUUUCAGAUACUUUCUGGCCCAAAUAAUAAUUUGUUAACAAAUAAUAUGACCCUUGAACUCAAUGGCCAUCUAUUAGAAGACUGUUAUUCACACUGGAAAACAUUUAAAGAUGUAAUUAUAUCCAUGGAUGGAUUGAAUCACUCAAAAUAUAUUAGUAUCCUUCUUUAGGGACGGUUGGUUGCAGACGUGUUUAUUCAGGAGGCACAAAAUAUUCCAUUUUAAUUGCUUGUUGAAACAUUAAAUUCUAAAUUAUUUUGAGGACUGUGAAGACUUCAUUAGUGUAAUAUUAGGUCAUUGUCAAUCUCUCAGAAUGUGGUUCUGUAUUCUUUAAAUAUGAAAGUAUCCAGAAAGGCCAGUGGCAGUAAAAAGCUUAGUGUAUAUAAUCUCAAAAGGGAUGGAAUAUUUACAACUCAUAUUCAUAACAUGUUGAAUCUUAUCAGUUAUCAGUAGUCAUCAGAAGUGUCAGCAGCUUUCUAAAUAAAUAUUAAAUAUCUAAUGUCCUGUAGUGAAGGAGUAAUUUUUAGUAAUUGUCUCUUUACAAAGUCUCCAGUGUUUCAAGGUAAAUGUUUGUGAAACAAAAUACAGCAAAGUACAUUAAGUUACUGCAGUGUAUUGUUACCAAAAAUGACAAGAUAUUAUAUUAAAAUCAGUAAAUUUUAGACAGAUUUUUAAAAUUAAUUAGCCUACAAUAGAGGUAUAUAUGGUAGCAUGAUGAUCUUUUAAGCAGUUAAGUUACUGACUGUUCUGGCAACAACGAUUUCUCUGUGACUGAAGGGCCCUGUUCAUCUCCUGAUCCUGAAGCUCGUCUCUCUCUUGAGCCUCGGCUUUCUUUGGUCAGUGGUUUCCCUCAGCUUUUUCUUCACUGUUCUUCAUCCUCAUUGUUGCUGUCAUCACGUUCACUGUGACUUUUACAAUACAGCCUGUAAAUAAAUUCCUUAUGACAUAGUUCAGUGCAUUUGGCUUUAUCGCCUACUCCACAGUUCUUUACCUUGACUUGGCUUAGAGAAACCAUAUCUUUGUUGCUUCAUAUAACCUUUCCCCAACCCCACUAAGCUGGACAUGACUUAUUAGUGGUCCUCCAGUCACUUUAUUUGUAGAAAUCUCUUAUUUCACUUGAGCAGGGGUUCUUUCAUAUGGUUUAGCUGACAGCAGAACUAGUGAUUCUAGACAUUUUGAAUGACUCUCAUUCAGUGGCUCACAAACACGAGGGAACAUCACAACUACCUGAGGGGCUUGUUAAAACCCAGUGCGUUAGAGGCCGGGCAUGGUGGCUCACGCCUGUAAUCCCAGCACUUUGGGAGGCCGAGACAGGUGGAUCACUUGAGGCCAGGAGUUCAAGACCAGCCUGGCCAACAUGGUGAAACCCUGUCUCUACUAAAAAUAACAAAAGUUAGCCAGGUGUGGUGGCACAUGCCUGUAAUCCCAGCUUCUCAGGAAGCCAAGGCACGAGAAUCGCUUGAACUGGGAGACGGAGGUUGCAGUGAACGAAGAUCGUGCCACUGUACUCCAGCCUCGGCGACACAGCGAGACUGUGAUUUUCUUUGGAGACUCCUAGAUUUUCUGUGGAUUUGAACUGAAUUUGUUGGAUGUUGGCAGGUUCCUCUUAUGAGCUGUUUCUUUGCCCUGCAUUACCCCACAAAGACUUAUCUGGAGAUGAGCAAAGUAUGUUUGGUAGUGAGGUCACGAAUGCAAUCAGCCCCUUCUUCCCCACUCCCAUUGCCAUCUUCUCAGUCCUUCUCCCUUUCUUUCCAAGUAGUUUACCCACCCCUCCUCCUUCCUCCCCUGUCCCUAAAAUAAUCCAUGUGUCUUCCUAAAAUCUCUCUUUGAUCCUGUCCUUUGAUAACACCGUCAGUGCCUACUACUGGGUCUAGACAGACCUCUGUUGAGCAGUCAGAGUCUUCCCUGACUCCACAAUGCCCCUUUCCUUGGCUGACCAGUAUGACUACUGGUCCCCACCUUUCCCUUGCCUAUCCCUACCUCCCUCCUACUAGGUUGUCCCUCCCUCUCUUCACCCAUUCAUUCAUGACCAUUUUUCACUGCCAAGCUCCCCCCCUCUCCUGAAGGAGGCUGAGGUUUCUGUGACUUUCUAGACUCUAUUGUGGGAUGGAAUGAACAUUGCUAAAGAAUCUGGUGUUUGCUUUACUUUAAAAAGGUAUUUUUUUCCUAAUUAUAAAAUUGUUGUGUCAGUUAUGGAAAAAUUAGAAAUGCAGCACAAAUACAUGAGUAUUUUACUGCAAAAUUGCCAGAUAAUAUCUUGUCUUUUUUGGGGGUGUGAAUUUUUUGCAUUGUUGUGGUCAUAUUGUGUUCUUUAUCAUGCAAUUUAUGUUCUUUUUUUUACUAAGUAUUAUGUGUGGUUAUUACAGAUUUUCACAAAGAUACUUUGUAUUGCUGGUAAUAUAUUUUAUUGCAUAGUCUUAUAAUUUACUUAACCUUCUUUCAGUUGUUAGAAAUUUAGGUUAUUUCCAGAUUUUCAGUAUUGUAAAUAAUGCUGUGAUGACCAAUUUUGUGAAUAAAAUGUUUUUAUGUAUUUCAGAUUAUUCCCUUAGGAUAGUCUGUCAGUGCCAAGUUGUCAAAAACAUCUCUCUUUUGCUUCUCUUCCUGCUCUCCUGCUGCCUUAGGGGGUAGUAAACUGAAACAUAAAGUAAACAUGCAUACAAAUAAAAAACAUAAAAAUAAGCAGCCUGAUGGUAACAGGUGAAAGUGGUAACCUGUUUUAACUUUGAAUUCUGGCCGGGCGCGGUGGCUCACGCCUGUAAUCCCAGCACUUUGGGAGGCCGAGGCGGGUGGAUCACAAGGUCAGGAGUUCAAGACCAGCCUGGCCAAGAUGGUGACAUCCCGUCUCUACUAAAAAUACAAAAAUUAGCCGGGUGCGGUAGCGGGCACCUGUAGUCCCAGCUACUCGGGAGGCUGAGGCAGGAGAAUGAAAUGAACCCGGGAGGCAGAGCUUGUAGUGAGCCAAGAUCGCGCCACGACACUCCAGCCUGGGUGACAGAGCGAGACUCCGUCUCAAAACAAACAAACAAACAAAAAGCUUAAAAUUCUUUGCUUGUUAGUGACCUUGAUUGUGGUUCUCUUUGUGCGAUAGUUGGGCAUUUGUAUUUCCACUUGUGUUAAUUUGCCUUUAAAUUUUGGUUAUGGGUUUCACCUUUUAAAGUAAUCAAACAUAUUUAUCUUUUCCUGUGUGAUAGUUUUUUUCUGUGUCUUUUCCUGUUAAACACAUAGACCCCUCCCCAAUCUGGAGAUUGAAUAAAUACUCAUUUUCCUUUGCA